AUGUGUGGGGGGGAAAUGAUGAUGCGAGUACCCCUGUGCCACGUUCUCGCUGGUGUGCCUCCAAUCCUGUUUUUGUUUUUUUUGCCUUUUGUUUUCAAUUGGAUCCCACUACAGGAACCGAUACCAAGAGAGAGAGAGAGAGAGAGAGAGAGAGAGAGAGAAAGAGAGACCAAGAAUGGAAAGGGCUGUUUUGUUCCUGUUGAUUCCUCCUUUUGCCUGAUAUUGAGUUAUCCAAUUCCGCUGGAAGUAGGCUCAAGCCAUGUCAUUUGCGGUAUCCCUUUUCUUUUUUUUCUAUGUUUCUUGCUUUCUUGUCGCAGAAGGAUAUUUUUAUUUUGUUUUUGUUUUUUUUUUGGGGGGGGGGGGAGGGCGGAGAAAAACAUGUCUUCUGUCAGCCGUGCGCCAUGGCGACGACUCCUCUUUCUUUUCAUCUCUACACUUUUCUGCGCACUGCGGUCGCCAGCGAUGGCCGACACCGUGACGCUGACGGACCCCACCACGGGUGAAGUGGUUCUGCUGACGUCUGGCAAGUUACACUCCUCCGCGACUUCGUCUUCUUCUGUUGUGGGGCUGUGGCCACACGGAGACGGGCGCGAUGAUGACACCGCUUUCUUCAAGAGGGAAGAUGACGCGUACGAGGAGUGGACGAAGAAGAAGAAGAAACAGAUGCAGUGGGAGCAACAGCAACGGAAAGAAAACGAGAACGAAGGCAAAGACAAUGACAAAAAGGAGAGUUCCAAGAAGGCGUCGAGAUCAAAGUUGGAGGAGUUUUCGGCGGAGGCUGUGAAGUCCCGUAGUAAAGCCCGUCGCCAACACCUCAACGAACUCAAAAACAUCUCUUCUUUUGAAAUUGCAUGGA
Trypanosoma cruzi is the source of this 856-nucleotide messenger RNA. RefSeq lists its product as uncharacterized. The annotation marks the transcript as partial. The transcript has a single exon. Lineage: Eukaryota; Euglenozoa; Kinetoplastea; Trypanosomatida; Trypanosomatidae. The record is from RefSeq and is a predicted model, not a curated record.